Molecule: messenger RNA, 1451 nt
Organism: Marchantia polymorpha subsp. ruderalis
Lineage: Eukaryota; Viridiplantae; Streptophyta; Marchantiopsida; Marchantiales; Marchantiaceae
Source: the annotation of a GenBank genome assembly
CGACAACCAGGCAGGAGGCCCGCAGGAAGGAGCGUCUAGAGUGAGCGAGAGAAGACUUUGAGGUGCUGGAUUCCCUCUGCGUUUGUGUAGAGGCAGAGAGCGAGUGCACAUUCUGCCCCCCAACCCACCGCUGGUUCUGCGUUCGGCGCCCUCAGAUCUCGAAUUCUGCACACAUCGUCGAGGUUGAGCAAGCAGCAAUAAGGGCGUCGUGAGUAUGGUUUGGUGAACUGAGAGGUCGAUGUGUUUAGUUUCGUCGAGGAAGUGACAAGAACGACAGAGGAGGUAGUGUGAGGAUUCGAGGGCGUGUUGAUGUGAUUUGAGGCGGACGGCAAAGAGGACAUACAGGAACGGGAAGGGAUUCACAAGAGGAGCGUGUGAUUGAAGGGUAGCGAGGAUGGCCACCGCGGGAACGAAUCAGAGGCAAGCGAAACUUGUGCUACUGGGUGAUAUGGGUGCCGGAAAGUCCAGUCUUGUAUUGCGUUUCACCAAAGGCCAGUUUUUUGACUAUCAGGAAUCCACCAUUGGAGCAGCAUUCUUGACACAAACCUUGUCAGUCAAUGACACGACUAUCAAGUUUGAAAUUUGGGACACUGCAGGCCAAGAGAGGUAUCACAGCCUAGCCCCAAUGUACUACCGAGGAGCUGCUGCCGCUAUUAUUGUGUAUGAUAUCACAAAUCCCGAUUCAUUUACUCGAGCUAAAAAGUGGGUUCAAGAGCUACAAAGUCAAGGAAGUUCAAGCUUGGUGAUGGCGCUUGCCGGGAACAAGGCUGAUUUAGAAGCGAAAAGGAGUACCAAACCUGAGGAAGCUCAAGCUUAUGCAGAGGAGAACGGGUUGUUUUUCAUGGAAACAUCAGCCAAGACAUCUCAAAAUGUGAUGGAACUCUUUUAUGAAAUUGCCAAGAGGUUGCCAAAACUUCAACCAGCCGCACAGCCUGCAGGCAUUUCGUUCUCAGAGCGCUCUGCACCACCGGCCUCCAAAUCAAGCAUGUGCUGCGUCUAGACUGCAAAGCUGCAAAUGGUUGGCCUCCUGAAGUACCAUGCGGUGUAUGUGUCUGAGUAGGAUUUCUUGUAUGUCAUUUCAGCCCGGAAUGGAUCUCACCGAGGAUAGCGAAGAACAGUCUUAGAGUUCCCACGCUCCCAGCUUCUGUAAUUAUUAAUUGAUUGUAAACCGCUAGAUGUCGGUACGGAAAUCAGCAGUUAUAUCCAACUCAAGUUGCGUUUCUAUCAUCGGCUGUAAUUAAUUUCAUUGAGAGCUAAAGCCGAUAUUGUUGCGAGGCUCUGCUGUAUACUUCGUCUAUCUUCAAUCCGGAGGAAGGUUUCUUGUUUCGGAGGUGAAGGAAAUGACCCUCGAAACAUCUUGUAAAAAAAUAAGUUUUUUGUCCAUCCUUAUAUUUGAAGUACGUUUGGGAGUUAUGAAAACUGUCUGGCCACGUUGCUGUGCCUUAAACUAA